AUGUCUCUUGUCUUGGAUCGGGUUAGGCGUCUAGACGCCUACCUGGACCGUCUCCCUCCCUUGAAUGAGAUUGAACCAUCGGUGGACGAGUCGGUUGUUUCUUUCGGCCAUGCUCCACCUAAUCCUCGUCUAGACGAUCUGUCCAGCAUCAUCCAGGCUCUCGGCACUUCUUCUUCUCGACCACUCUUGUCUGCCCAACGCAUCAAACGUCUUCUUGCUUCAUCCGGCGUCCUUGAGGAGCGUCCUCCGCUAGGGGAGGGUGGACUCCGCCAACUCGCGUCUGCUGAGCCCGAGAUCGAAUGGCUACUAGUGUGCAAAGCUACCAUCCAGCUAUACGGUAUCGUUCUCGACACCCUGCUGGGUCAGAUCAUUCCUCUCAGUGAUGACAUUUGGUACUGGGAUGACGUCCUUGGCUCACAUUCAUACACAAGCCUCUACGCCAUCCAGACUUCUCCUUGGCGUCUUUGGGCCUAUUCACAGGAGAUUUACGCCGCGACAUCGCCGCGUCUCGCUCACCAAUGGAAGAACUUCUUCAGCAUCGUCCAAGCUACCAUUCAGGAUCGAUCGCUGAGCAAUAUACGGCGAAGGGUUUUGUCGCCUCUGACCCUCUACCGCGCAGAGGCCCGCCAGAACCGGAGAAAUCUUCAGCGUUUGCGAGAGCUCACGGCGACCGGUCUCGGUGUUUUGAUGAAUUCGGGCUUCCAAUUCGGCCACGAUGACGGCAAGACGGAGAUUCAGGUGGACCAUGUUACCGAGGUCGUCGGACAAAGUGUCGCCCUCAUGGAGAUGGUCCUGUUGGAGGCAGGCUCUCUCCGCCUGGACGUCAUGGGUUUUGAAAAGGAAGUCUUUGGAGGUGUUAGAAACCACCACGUGCUGUCGGCUACCAUCAUGAGGGAAAGCAGUACUGAUCGGCCAGGCGUUGUUGCUCGACAUUUGGUCCACCUCAUUGAUAAGGUCCUUCCGGAGUAUGUCGGUGCCACACGUGCCAUCACCAAAGACAACGGCCGCCCUAACCGUCUGGUACGCUACUGGCUUCCUGCAUCCAUUGGUCUCGUUUCCUCCACCACGGUUUUGCGCAUCUUGGUGAAUCGCAAGGCUGAUAUCCUCGAGUGGUUUUUGGACUUUGGCGCUACAGUACGGGAUUUUUGGUUCAACUGGGUUGUUGAGCCAGUCGAGAAGAUUGUAUCGACGAUUCGACAUGACAAGACGAGUGAGAUCGCCAUCAUGAGCAGAGACAGCCUCAAGGCCGACCGUGAGAGUCUCGAGCGCAUGGUGGUUGACUUUGCUCUCGAUAAGCCUCACUUCGCCACUGAAUCAGGAGCACCGCUGACCGAUCAACAAGUCGCCGACAUCCGAAGCAAGGUUGCUGAGGGUGAUGUUACCCCCGUGUUGCGAGCCUUUGAGAAGGACUUGCAAAGCCCUUUCAUGGGCACCCUUCGUGGAGAUCUUGUCCGGUCCCUCUUGAUCCAAGUCCAAAAGACAAAGGUUGACCUUGAAGUUGCCAUGACUGGCAUCGACUCUCUCCUCAAGAGCCAGGAAUUGGUCUUUGGCUUUGUUGGUCUUACUCCCGGUGUUCUCGUCUCGUACAGCAUUUUCCAGUACGUUCGCGGUGUCUUCGGUGGCCGGUCCGGCUUGCGCCAGUCCCGCAAGACUGGCAAGGCCAUCCGCAUCCUCCGUAACAUCGACCGCAUCCUCUCUCAGGCCCAUCCUUCAGGAAACAGUCUCCAGCACAAGGACCACGGUCUCCUGCUGUGCGAAGUGCACGUUCUGCGGAACCUCGUCGACAAGCUUAUGCCUCGGGAGGUUGGCAAGGAGUUUCUUGAGGAUCUGGACUACCUGUCGAAUGAGAAAGACAUUCGGGUGCAAGAGAAGGCCUUGGAGCGCAUUCGCUGGGCUUAUGCCAGAUGGCUGAAGUGA
Molecule: messenger RNA, 1917 nt
Organism: Fusarium keratoplasticum
Lineage: Eukaryota; Fungi; Ascomycota; Sordariomycetes; Hypocreales; Nectriaceae
Exons: 2
Coding region: 1-1917 (638 amino acids)
Cellular component (GO): mitochondrial outer membrane
Source: RefSeq, a predicted model, not a curated record